Molecule: messenger RNA, 288 nt
Organism: Candida albicans SC5314
Lineage: Eukaryota; Fungi; Ascomycota; Pichiomycetes; Serinales; Debaryomycetaceae
Exons: 1
Coding region: 1-288 (95 amino acids)
Biological process (GO): DNA integration
Molecular function (GO): nucleic acid binding
Source: RefSeq, a predicted model, not a curated record
AUGUUUACAAACAGAGUUCAUUUAUUUCCCAUUUCAAGCGAUUUUUAUCAAUCGAUUUUUAAGAGCCUCAAUGUACGCUCCCGGCUUACCGUAGCAAUGCACCAGCAGGCAAAUAGACGCGUGGAAAAUCGAAAUAAAUUGAUUGAGACUUAUUUGCGGUUAUACAUUAUUGAAAACUCCCAGUGGCCGACUUUACUUCCCAUCGCGGAGUUUGUCCUUAAUUCCCAACCGCUGACCAGUUUGGACCAUAAGAGUUCCUCUGAGGUGGAUCUUGGUUAUGUUCCUUAG